Messenger RNA from Chinchilla lanigera (long-tailed chinchilla), 1263 nucleotides. RefSeq lists its product as uncharacterized. The record is from RefSeq and is a predicted model, not a curated record. The transcript is spliced from 3 exons. The coding region runs from base 151 to 789 and encodes 212 amino acids. NCBI's taxonomy places the organism in Eukaryota, Metazoa, Chordata, Mammalia, Rodentia, Chinchillidae.
UUUGGCUUUUGGUUCCAGAGGAUUCAGUCCAUGAUUAGCUCGCUCCAUGGCAUAAACAUCAGUGCAUAAUGGAUAACAGCAGCUCAACUCAUUGUAUCCAGGAAGCAGAGAGCAGGGGAAGAGUGACAGGGAGGAAGGGCUAGAGACUAGAUGUACUCCCAAAGAUCAUGGCCCCAUGACCCACUUCCUCCAACUACAUCCUACCUCCAAAUAGCCCAUUCAACUAUAAACUCACCCAUGGUUUACCUCAUUGAUGAGGCUAGUGACUUCACAAUCCAGUCAUCUCUCCAAUACUGUCUAAAUCCACUCAAGUUGACAAUCAAGAUUAACCAGCACAGCCUCCCUUUGAACUCUUGCCUUGGGCCCUGCAAUGUGAGGAAUGGGUUGUCUCCUGGAGAAUGGGAUGCCUGGAAGAUGGAGGCAGGACUCUUGCUGCCUGGAUGCCUAGCUGUGAGCUACAGAAGACCAGAGGCUCACCCAGUGUCAUGGGAGAGCUUUGCACAUAUCCCUGGAAGUUGGGGACCCAUUUCCGUAACCACAGAAUCACAGUCUGGAGACACAAGUGGGCACCCUGUGACUGAAUCAGUAGAUGGGCCAUCUCAGAGCCCACCCCUUCCUUCACCCUCUCCUUGUGACCGGAAAUCCAAGAUGCUAAAUGAUUUGUCCCAAGUCACAAGCUGUGUCCUGGGUCACACAGCUCAUAAGAGACGGAACCAGGACUUGUACCCAUGUAAUCUGACUCAGGCAAGUUUUCUGUUGCUACUCAUGCCGUCCUCCCAGGGAGCAUGACUGCUACCAGGACACAGACAAAACCAGCUUGUUCCUGUGGGACUAAGCUUAGGACAUGUUGCCAUAGUGAUGUUCCCUCUUCUACUCCAAUGACCCGGUUGUCCCGGCAAAUGGAUCACUGUAUCAUCCUAAUGCACUUCCCACCCCAAAUCCAGGCUCCUCUUCAGAGACCCAGAAUUCUGCCCCAUUAGCAGGGAAAAGGGUGGUUAGGUUUCCUCCCCAGGCAGCUGUCCAGAGGUUAAGAAUUUUAAAGCGAUGCCCUCUCUGGCUCUGGUGAGUUUCAUCUUAUGGAUGUCAGAUCAGCUGCUCUGCCACCCAUCCUGCUGUGCCCUGACUUCCUGUUGGUGCUGAGCCCUGGUGGAGCCAAGAGCACAUAAGAGGGUUUCUCCAGAUGCACAUGCACUGGCUAGAGAAGGACUUCCAGAAACUUGGCGGGAGACAGUGCUGAGCAGCUGUCCCAAACCCUGGGAAUAU